CCUCAAGCUAUCCUUUGUUUUUGCCUCCCAGAGUUCUGGGAUUACAGGCAUGAGCCACUGUGCCCGGCCUCUGCCUAGUUUUAACAGUUGCUAAGAGGAGGAUGUUGAAGUAGAUGUCUUCUUGGUGGGUUAAUCCUUUUGUCAUUAAGCAGUUGUUAUGGUCACUUCCUUUUCACCCCAUUGGUGAAGGAGGGGUCCCUGCCCUAAAGUGUAGGAGAUGGCCGAACAUGACACCUGGCGUGGAUGGAUGAGAUUGACAGCAGUGUUUUAGUCGCAUAUACCCACAGCUCGGAGGAGGACACUGCAUGCCACACAGGGUCAGAUGGGCACCGCACUCUGUAGUGGAGUGAGGGCUGCGGGCUGAGGAAGCAGGCGGGCUUGGUAGUAACAAGAGCACACGAUGACCAAUGGUUCCCGAGGGGGAAUGCAAUUGGCUUGUUUGAAUAAAUUCAUGGGCUGGCAGACAGGUGAAGCGAAACUUCUUAGGCUGAGGUGCAACUGUUCUGGCUGAUAAAAGAACUAGCCAGGUGGGGAGCCUUUCCUGUUGGGUGGCGGGGUAGGGGGUGUCUGGUAGAAACAGGAAAACCCACGGCUAGGCCUUUGGGGCCCUGUGAGGCUCAAAGAUGUCAAGGCAGCAUAGGAAAUUUUAGAUCUUAAAAUUCAGCGAAGACCCUCUCCAGCUCUGGUUUUCUGCCUCCUGCUAAGCCAAUUUAUACAUUCCAAGAAAAUCUUCCAUUUCAUCCAGGUGAAACGGAACCUACUGGAAUGAAGCUGGCCUCCCAUGGAAUGAAGCUGGCCUCCCGUCUCCUUGAUUUGAAGCAGCUUCUCCACGUUGGUUAUUAUGCCAUUUUUCUAAAUCUAACAUUUUAAAAUUUGUGCCUUUUCUUUCUCUUUUGCUUGACUUCUCAGAGGUUUUUUUAACGGUCUUUUCAAAGAAGUGGUUUUGGGUUUUAUUUAUCAAGUCUACUUUUAUUAUGGCUGUUUUAAAAUUAAAUACAUUUAUUUCUUGUUUCCCUUAAAAAAGCUUCUUGUAUGUUUACUUAGUUUAUAUAAUUUUAUAUGUCUUCUGUUGAAGCAUAUUAACAAACACUUCCAGCUAUAACGUUUCCCCUGAGAACUGCUUUGGACACAUCCAGAGAUUUUGAUAGGUCACACACUUAUUGUAGUUUGUUUCUGAAAAGUUUUUCAUUUUAGUUUUUAUUUUCUCUUUUACUCAAAUUAUCAUGAGCUUUCUCCUUUUAUCCUGUUUCUGACAAAUUAAUCUGAGGAUAUAAAUUUCUCCCUAAAUGUCAAUUUUGUUGAGUUUCAUAAUUUUAAUAUGUAAUACCCUAUUGCUAUUGAGUUCCAGGCAUUUUAUAAUUUUCAUUGUGAAAACUAACUUUGUUUCCAAAACACACUUUUUCUUCUUUUUUGAGACAGAGUUUCACUCUGUCACUCAGGCUGGAGUGCAGUAGCACAAUCUCAUCUCACUGCAACCUCUGCCUCCUAAGUUUAGGUGAUUUUGUUGCCUCAGCCUCCCUAGUAGCCGGGUUUACAGGCUCUUGCCACUAUGCCUGGCUAAUUUUUUGUAUUUUUAGUAGAGACAGGGUUUCGUCAUGUUGCCCAGGCUGGUCUCGAUCUCCUGACCUGGGGUGAUCCACCCGCUUCAGCCUCUCAAAGUGCUGCGAUUACAGGCAUGAGCCACCGUGCCCGGCCCCAAAAUGCACUUUUAACAUGGUCUUUGUUAUUGCAUGUUUCUAAUUUUGUUGCACCCUGGUGAGAGAAUGUGAUUUGUGUAACAGCAAUUCUUGGGAAAGGGGCUGAGGCUUCCUGCUCCUUUAGCACAGCUAAAUUUUCCCAAACGCCAUCCAUGAGCUUGGAAAGAGCAUUGUACUCUGUUGGGAUGGGCUCAAAUCUCUCUGUAAAAAUGAGUGUUCUUCUGUUGUUGUUGUUCUGUUUUUUGUUUGUUUUGUUUUGUUUGUUUUUUGUCUCAGUCGUUUUGUUUGCUCAGAUCUUUUGAUGAUCCGGAUGAUCUUUUAAUUUAUGCAGGAUGUUUCUCUGCUUGUGCAGGCUGGUGGGAUUGGGGACUGGAGAGAGGAUAAGUGUCUGCUUGCCCAGGACUGGCAAACUGUCACUUGCCCUGGUUGUGCCUUGCCAGGAGCUCCCGUGCCUGUCUCUGAGAGUGUCAUGAGCGCAGCGGUGGUAGUUGUGUGGUGGAUGCAUUUCCCCUGGGUUGGGGGGUGGGUGGCUGGUCCUAGCUCUGUUUGUUGUUGCCGAUGAGACACAGCACACUUCUGCUUCCUGAUGGAUCUUGUCGGUCAUUUGACUUCUUCCUGGUCUGGGUUCCUGAGCUGGCCCUCCACAGGCCAAGCAGGAAUGGAGCUGGCUGCUACAAGAGUUCCUUCACUAGAGGGCAUCUCUCCUCUCUCCUCCCACACAUGGGAGCACAAGGGUGGGCUUUCCUCCGCCCACUGUGAUCCGCAGCCCGGCUUUCCCCUCCUCACCCUCUGCUCUCAGACAGACUUGCUUUUCGCUGGUGUCUGUGAGAGGUGAUUCUUCAUGGUGCCAAGAAUAUGGAUUUUUUUGAGAGCAGGCUCUCUCACAGAUAUUUGCACACCCAUGUUCAAAGCAGCGUGAUUCACAAGAGUCAAAAGGUAGAAGCAUUCUGAGGGUCUAUGGGUGAGUGGAUGGGCAAGCGAAAUGUGGUUAUGCAUACAGUAGACUGUUACUGAACCUUUACCAGGAAGGAGAUUCUUUUUUUUCUUUCUUUUUGUGGAAAAUGCGGUCUCGCUAUAUUGCCCAGGCAGGUCUCGAACUCCUGGGUUCAAGCUAUCUUCCUACCUCUGUCUCCCUAACAGCUAGGAUAAUAGGCGUGAGCCUAUAAUAUCACCCAGCCAGGAGGGAAAUUCUGAGAGGUGUGCCAACACGCAUGAACCUUGAGGACAUUGUGCUAGAUGGAAUAAGCCAGCCACAAAAGGACAAAUACAUUGCGAUUUCACUUACAUGAGGGGCCCAGAAUGGGCAAAUUCAAAUACAGAAAGAGCAAUGGUUAACAAAAGGAGGGAGUUGGUGUUCAGUGGGUAUGGUUUCCUUUUGGGAAGAUGAAGAAGUUCUGGAGAUGGACGGUGGUAGGGGAUAUGCGACAAUGUGAGUGCACUUAAUGCCGGUUAUAACAAGGGGAGUGCGUGUGCACACGGCUCUGGGAGUUCUCGUGCAGCACUCAGAGCUCAGCGUGGGCGAGGGCGUCACCCCUCUGGGGGCGUCCAUGGGGCCUUGGAGAAGGGAGGCUCCAGGGCACCAGAGCAGUCUACCCGGAGAGGCCGGGCCGAGAGCUUGUUCACCCCCAGCCCUCUUAGGGAACUUUCACAUGCUUCUCCCACUAGGCCUAGGCACCCCUCCCUACCCUCCCUACCCUCCUGGUUCCCUGACCCUCAGUGACUGUGUCCUUCAAGACUGAACUCCAGAGUCCCCACCCGAGGACCCGCAGUGCCCAGCCCCCGCGAGCUCGCGGGGUGUAUGCCCACCCCGAGGCUCCACCGUGCCUGUGUGCUGGGAAGCCUGGCUCCAUGGGACCCUCGGGCUCUGGGUGCGCCGUCGCUGCAGCUGCCAGCAGCUCCUGAGGAAGUGGCUCGAGGCCCUGGGGCGGGCCAGGCAUGCGGUGGGCCCGCUGCCCUCACACCGGCCCCGGCCACACACAGGAGGCGCAAUCAGCAGAGACGUUGGACAGGGUUGGACACUGGCUGUCUCUUUCGGGCCUCGGUUUUCACGUCUGAAAUAAAAGCGAGCAUCCUGGCCCUGGUGCUGUGCCUCUGCCGCGGUAGAGGUUUCCACCCCUAUGAGCCCAGUGCACCUUCCAGGCUCGAGGGAGAGGGAGUGUGCGUGCGUGUGAACGCGUCACACUCUUGUGUGAAUGCGUCAUACUCUUGUGAAAGACUGUGCGUGUGCACACGCGUGUACGUGCAUGUGAACGCGUCAGGGUGCCUGAGGAUGCACACAUGCACGUGUGAGUGUGCGCGAGUGCGUGCUCAGAGGACAGCUCUCAGCAGGCUGGGGACCUCCUUCCUCUCACCCCUGAGGGUUUUGGGGGACCAGCCCCCGUCUCCGGGUGCUGUGGGAUGUCCUGGGGCGAGCUCGCACCGCUGUGCUCGGGCUCCGGCUUUGUGGGGACCCGGCCUUCCCGGCCCGCACCACGGGGAGUUCCACGCAGCACCCACGAGGUGGCGCCGCAGACUCGCUACCGCGGAGCGCGGCGGCUCCUGGCUCCCAGCAGCCUUGCCUACAGCUGUGGCCAGGGCGAUCCCUCUCAGGCCCAGGCCGCUGCUGCCAGGAAGAGCAGGAACAACAGCCAGUCACGCCUGGUGAUGCCUCUGAAGUGCUUAUGCUCCCAGGCAUGGGCUGACCGCAACGUGCAUUCUCUCCUUUUAUGCCCCUACUAUUUGGAACGCUGUAUUUUUUCAUUUUUAUUUUUAUUUUUUGUUGUAAAUCUGCCACUUAAAAAUACCCAGGGUGGAGCUAAAAGUACAGACACUGCUCAACUUACCCCUGGCUGCGGCCCGAUAAGGCCGCUGCGAGUGGAAAAUGACUGAGUCCACCUGACUACCGAAUAGCACAGCGUGGGGGGGCCCACCUUGGCCUGCUGAGAACACUGCCCUGAGCCUGCGGUGGGCAGAAGCAUCAACACGAAGCCUGUUUUGUAGUCAAGUGUCGGAUACCUCAUGUAAUCAUUGACUGCUGUACUGAAAGCGAAAAACUGGCCGUGUGGGACUCACACGAGGGUUUCUGCUGACUGUGGAUGGCUUUUGCAUCACUAUAAAGUUGAAAACUGUUAAGUGGAACUGCGGUAAGUCGGGGCUGUGUGCACUAGAGACCUGAGUUCUGCCGCUCCAUAGCUGUGUGACUUUGGACACAUAUUUGAGCCUGAGUGUCUUCCACACAAAAUGGAUUUCUUAGCAUAACCUACACAUGUGUACGUGCCUGUGAGCGUGCACGUGUGUGUUUGCAUGAACACAUCUGUGUAUGCACGAGUGUGUGCACAUUUGUAUGUGUCUGUGUAAGUCCGUAUGUACAUUUGUGUGCAUGUCUGUGUGUGCAUAUGUUUGUAUGUGUGUGUGCUAUGCAUGUGUGUGUUAAGGCCCUGGGGUGGAGCUGAGGAGUUGAGGGGAGAUGCUGGGAGGGCAGCCAGCACCAGGCGUUUGUUGGCCAGGAGAGAAGCUGCCAUCCAGGUGCACUCUGGAGCUCGUGCUUCAGUGGCACAAGGCUUUGGGAGUGAGGAAGCUGGGGGCUGGGGCAGGGCAGUCCUGCACCUCAGGGGAGGUGCAGAGUGAGGCCAGGAGGAUGGAAAGAGUGCCAGAGAAUGGGGGAAAUCUGAGGCAUCAGGAAAGGAAGACACAGGCCAUGGAGAGGGCAGCUGGGCCCUGGGUGAGGCCGGCCCUCAGGAAGGAGGUGCCACAGGCAGGGGAGUGCCCAGAUGGAGAGCCCAGGGGUAUGGACCCACGGGUGUAUGACAGUGGGGGUACUCCUGAAACAGAGCAGUGUUAUCCAACAAGCAGGGUUGGGACAGCUAGUUAUUUCAUUUAAAAAAACAGGUCAAUGUCAGUCCUCAUACUGUGCUUUAAAAUAAGCUCCAGAUGGACUCAUCUUUUACAUGUAAAGAAUAAAAGGCAAAAAGAAAAUAAAGAAAAGUCUUGUAAGCAGGUAGUUAAUUGGAGGCAAUCCCAGGAUGCAGGAGAGAGGUGAAAUACUUUUAGACCUAAAAUUUGAAAAAUAUAGUAAAAAUGAUUCCCAUAUGUGCCUCUUUCAGCUUGCUCUAAUGUCAGCAUCAUAAAUAACCACAGCAUAAGUAUCACAACCAUGAAAUGAACAUAGAUAUAAUGUUAUUUGUUAACUCAUUUAAAAUACCAUAUGGAUUUCACUGAUUUUUCCCGUUGAUGACUUUUUUUAUGUUACAAGAUAAAAUUCAGGUUUCUGUAUUUUAUUUGGUUAUCCUGUCCUUAAUAUCUUUAAAUCUGUGAUAGUUUUUCACUUU
This is a messenger RNA of Homo sapiens (human), 6004 nucleotides long. RefSeq lists its product as uncharacterized. The record is from RefSeq and is a predicted model, not a curated record. NCBI's taxonomy places the organism in Eukaryota, Metazoa, Chordata, Mammalia, Primates, Hominidae. The coding region runs from base 3496 to 4341 and encodes 281 amino acids. The transcript is spliced from 2 exons.